GCGCGCGCGCCCGCAGUCUUUACGGUAAUCGCAGAGGCUGUGGAGUCAGCUGAUCCGCAGUGGCUCGCGCCUUAGGAGGAACCUCAUUUGUGGGAAAACAAACGCUGUCGGUUCCGAAAAACCAUGGCUGCGGAGAUCCACUCGAGGCCCCAGACCGCCAGACCGGUUCUGCUGAACAAGAUCGAGGGCCACACGGACGCUGUCAACGCCGCCGUGCUCAUCCCGAAGGAGGAUGGAGUGAUCACGGUCAGCGAGGACAGGACCAUCCGAGUGUGGCUGAAGAGAGACAGCGGUCAGUACUGGCCCAGCAUCUACCACACCGUCUCGUCGCCCUGCUCCUGCAUGUCGUACCACCAUGACAGCAGACGGAUCUUCAUAGGACAGGACAAUGGAUCGGUCGUGGAGUUUCUCAUCUCUGAAGAUUUCAACAAGAUGAACCAUGUCAAGACAUAUCCAGCCCACCAGAACCGCGUGUCGGCCUUGGUUUUCUCCCUGGAGAGCGAGUGGCUGGUGAGCACCGGCCAUGACAAGAGCCUGAGCUGGAUGUGCACACAGAGUGGCAGCAUGCUGGGGAGGCACUGCUUCUCCACCUGGGCCUCCUGCCUGCAAUACGACCACGAGACGCAGCACGCCUUUGUGGGCGACUUCUCUGGACAGGUCACCAUGCUGAAGCUGGAGAGGCAGACGUACUCCAUAGUCACCACGCUGAAGGGCCACGAAGGAAGCGUUGGAGCCUUGUGGUGGGAUCCCGUCCAGAGGCUGCUCUUCUCAGGCGCCUCGGAUCACAGUGUGAUCAUGUGGGACAUCGGCGGCCGCAAGGGGCGGACGCUACUGCUGCAGGGACAUCACGAGCGGGUUCAGGCCAUCCGUUACCUCCAGUUGACCCGGCAGCUGAUCUCCUGCUCAGCAGACGGAGGCGUUGCCGUGUGGAAUAUGGACACCCAAAGAGAAGAGGCGCCUCAGUGGUUAGACAGCGACUCUUGUCAGAAGUGUGAACAGCCGUUCUUCUGGAACAUCAAGCAGAUGUGGGACACAAAGACUUUGGGGCUCAGACAGCAUCACUGCAGGAAGUGUGGCAAAGCGGUUUGUGGAAAAUGCAGCUCGAAACGCUCUACUUUUCCAAUCAUGGGCUUCGAGUUCCCUGUGCGGGUGUGUGACGACUGCUUUGCUAUCAUCAAAGAUGAGGAUCGAACGCCUCUGGCCACGUUCCAUGAGGGGAAACACAACAUCGCCCACAUGGACAUGGACCCCUCCAGAGGCUUGAUGGUCACUUGUGGAAGCGACCGCAUUGUUAAGAUCUGGGAUAUGACACAGGUGGUUGGCUGUAGCUUAGCAACAGGCUUCUCCCAGCGCUGAUUGGCCCGGCCCACAUGGUACCCACUCUGGCUCAAGCCCACCCCGCUUUUCUCCUAGUGUCAUGGAAACCCCCUUUGUACAGUUUCCCCCCACCCUCAACGCCCAGGAUCCUCAGCUCUUUGGUGUACAAGUACACGUGUGAAUGCGUGUGUGUGUGUGUCUGUGUGUCUGUGUUUGCAUGCAUGGUGCGUGCUUGUGUGUACGUAUUCAUGCACGUGUUUGCGUUUGUGUGCUUCUGUGUGUGUUUGCUUGCGUUUGUUUUGAUGCGUGUGCGUGUGUACGAGUUGAUGGCUGCGUGCAUGUGUGUAUGCGUUAGUGUAUGUAUGAAUUUGUUAGUGUGUGUAUGUGUUGGUGCAUUGGUGUAUGCGUGCAUGUGUGUAUGUAUUGGUUCAUGUGUGUUGGUGGGUGCGUGUUUUUUGAAUGCGUUGGUGCUUGCGUGUGCUAAUGCGUGCAUGUGUGUAUGCAUGCGUGCGUGCGUGCGUGUGUGUCUGCGUGCGUGUGUGUGUGUGUGUGCGUGCGUGCGUGCGUGCGUGCAUGCAUGUGUACAUUUGUGCACACAUGUAUAUCCGUCAGUGUGUUUAUGUCUGUAUGUGUUUGUCUGUGUUUAUGUCUGUAUGUUGCUGCGUGCCUGCAUGUGUGCGUGCGUGCAUGUGUGUGUGCGGGCGCACUACUCUUUUUCUCAGUAAACAUGUCACUAAUCGUCCGUUUGAAAAAGUUGGAUUGUUCUGGGUUUUUUUUUUCGUUGCUUUUUUCAAUGACCGAAGCACAAUGGGCGAGUGUGUUGUCAUGGUUUCUCCUUUGGGGGAAUGGUAUUGAUGGAAGUGUUUACAUUCAAUACAUUCAAUGCUUUUGACAAAGGUCUCCUGUUUGCACUGUUUUGCGUGUAGUGCUGUGAAGUGAAUGUGUGAUGCACCAACGUCCCUUCAGACGCUCUUCAUUCCCGUCACCUGGAGAUUCUUGUGUACAGGAGAAAUGACUGCUUCUCUUUCACUAGCUGGCCUUAACUCACUCUCAGGAGGUUUUACAUUUGUAGAUGUUCAGUAGUUCAUGCCAUCCAUAACUGUUCAUCAUGAGGAUAUGAAUCACCGAACGUCUGUCUGGAAAGAUGAGGGAAAAGCUGCAGAUGUUUGCUCCACCGUGAUCCUGCCUCCACCUCACAGUCCCCAGCGAGGUAUGGGAGGCGGUUACCUGUUGCCACAGCAACCAGCAGGAAGAGUGUUACCCCCUUUAGAAGCAUAAGAAAUUUUUUACAAGUUUUCUUGGUGUAAAAUUGGCGCCCGUCCCUAAAGCCCAGAGGAGAGGUUCUGUGAUCACUGAACAGAAGCGGACUGAACUCCUCGCCAACAUCGUGGCUCCUUGUGUUUUUUUCAGAAGCCUUAAAGACGGAACUCAAUCUCAAAACCUUUGAUGCGUUGGCUUUCUGCUUUCCACCUCCUUUCUGACUGUAGAGGUUGUGUUUUCUGCUUGUCCCUAACAGUCGUACCACAGCGUGGGGGAUGCACAAAUGAUCUGUGAGGAACCAAACAAAUUAGGUGUGAGGGGGGAUCCAUGUAGCAUGACUGUAAAUAGCAGCUGCAGAUCAUCUGAUGUUAGACUAACGCUUGCCUUACUGUGAGUGGAGUUAAAAAUGUAGUCACAUUCCAGUUUUGUGUGUAUUUAUAUUUGUAGUAAAAACACCCUGUUACCUCCACAAACUGUUGUUUACUUUUCUGUGCCCCACCCUCCACUCGUCAUUUUCAGUGCUGUUUUUUUUCUUCUUUUUUUUAAUUGAUCGGGAAUCAUGGGUAAAAGGAGCCAUCAUCUCACCCCCUCAUGUUGUCUUCAGAGCUGAAACUGAGUUUCAUAUAUAAACGUGAAAAUUGGUGAUUUGUCUUUUAAAGAUGCGUUCCUGUACAGAAGGUCAGACGGGUUUGCUGGCGUGAUCACCUUUUGGGUUUGUCCAAAAACAGGCCAGAAAGAGAUCCCAUCAGCCCCAUGACACCUGUUCCUGCCUGCUGGAGCAUCUGUAAUCAGAUCAUUGAUUUCCACAAAUGAGGAUUCAUCCCCCCCCCCCCGCACGUAAACGCUUCCUGAACCGCUGUCACAGACGUGCGGGUCAUUAAUCGCCUCGGUGCAGUCAGGAGCUGCCAUGUCUGACAUCAGAGCCUCUUCCAGUCAAUCCAUCUCAUCUGGUCCUUGAAUCAGACCCAUCUUUAUGAAGGCAGGAUCAACGCCCUGAUUGGCUGUUUGCAGGAACAGUGCUCAUAAUUCAUCAGCAACAACUGCGAGAACGGAAAUGGAUUUUUGCCUCCUUAUCGGAGCUUGUUGUCAUGAUGGAGCCAUCUCCUGAAUUCUCAUUAUUUUGAUGGAAAGAUGAUUCAUUUUCCAAGACACUAUGACUUCGGAUCUUAUCGUCUUCCCUAUACAAAUGCAGAAACAUACCCCCUCCCCUGUUCUUUUUCAGAUUUCUGUGUUUUUAAAAGCUUUUGUUGAUCAUCCAGGACUAAUGUGGAUCUCUCCAUUGUCCUUUCCACCAGAACACAAAGAGGAAAAAUGACUGAUCUCUAAUAAAGAUGUUUGAAAAGUC
Oryzias latipes (Japanese medaka) is the source of this 3922-nucleotide messenger RNA. RefSeq names its product WD repeat and FYVE domain containing 1 (gene wdfy1). The record is from RefSeq and is a predicted model, not a curated record. Gene Ontology annotation, biological process: positive regulation of toll-like receptor 3 signaling pathway; positive regulation of toll-like receptor 4 signaling pathway. NCBI's taxonomy places the organism in Eukaryota, Metazoa, Chordata, Actinopteri, Beloniformes, Adrianichthyidae. Gene Ontology annotation, cellular component: early endosome. Gene Ontology annotation, molecular function: protein binding; metal ion binding.